UCACUCUCACACAGAUACCAAGCAGCACAACUUACCUAUAUAUAUUUUACAAUUAAAACACUUAGAAUUUGAACAGAUUUUUUUUUUCUCUAAGACGGAUGGAUCAUACUUGACGAGUACGAAUAUACCCAAUAAAAUUAAAAAAUAAAAUACCUCGAAGUGCCAGGAACAACUCUCCAUCUCCGGCCCAUAGGGUACUAUCGAAGUGACUGGCUACAUAACCGGCCACCCAAUCCAUAGCUCCAUUAGCUCCAUUGUUAGCUUAGACCUAGCACCCCUAUUUAUUAUCUAAAGAAUGUAUUUCGAAUAAGAUAUUCAAACACUAGGCAUCGGAGAAAAACCACCAUGACUUCAGUAGCCUCUGUUGCUUUCUCCAUCCCCCAAGCAAUUCCAGCAAGCAAAAUUCCACCAACCCAGAACUCAAACCUCUCCCUCCUCCAACUCUGCACCCACCUCCACGAGGCCAACCAAAUCCAUGCCCUCAUGAUCAAGUCCUCCCAAGCCACCGACGCCUACUCCGCCGGCCGCCUCGCUGAAUUCUACGCCAUCUCGGGCCAUGGCAGCCUCGAGCACGCCGAGAAGGUCCUCCGCUCCCUCCAAGACCCGCCCACCUUCAUCUUUAACACCCUUAUGAGAGGCAACCUCGACAGACGAAAUCCCCUCCAAUCCAUCCACCUCUACCACCACAUGCUCCUCGCCUCGGUCGAGCCCGAUCACUUCACCUUCACGUUUGCUCUCAAGGCGAGCUCCCAACUGCGCGCUCUCGCCAUUGGCCAGCAGCUCCAUGCUCACCUUGUCAAGCACGGGCUCCAUUCCAAUCCCCACAUCCGCAACAAGCUCAUCCAUCUGUACGCCGUCUGUGGCCGGGUCGGCGACGCCCGCAAAGUGUUCGACGGAAGUAGUGAGCUGGAUGUUGUUGCAUGGAAUAGCAUGCUCGAAGGGUAUGCUGAUAACAAAGAUGGGGAGUCUCUUCAUGAUCUCUUCUCCAGGAUGCCUGCUCGUGAUGUGGUGUCUUGGAAUACAGUGAUGGCGUACCGCAUCGAGAUGGGUGAGUUUGAGGAGGCCAUCAUGAUGUUCCGGUCGAUGCAGGAGAGCCAUGAAUGCCGCCCGAAUAGAGUGACUUUGGUUAGUGUUCUUUCUGCGCUCAGCCAUUUGGGUGCUCUGGGCCAAGGCCAAUGGGCACAUGCCUACAUCGACAGGCAUGGGAUCGAGCUCGAUGGGAACCUUAGCUCGGCGCUGAUCAAUAUGUACUCCAAGUGUGGAUGCAUCGAAGGUGCGAUCUACACAUUUGAGGUGACAAAUUGCAGGAGCGUGGAUACUUGGAAUGCUAUGAUAUCUGGUUUCACAACAAAUGGGCAGAGCUUAAAAGCUGUGGAUCUCUUCUCUAGGAUGGAGUCGUCGGGAGUGGUGCCUAAUAGGAUAACCUUCGCUUGUGUCUUGAAUGCUUGUAGCCAUGGAGGAAUGGUCGAUAAAGGCAUCGAAUACUUUAGGAAGAUGAGUGAUGUUUACGGGAUUGAGCCUGACAUUGGACAUUAUGGAUGCAUGGUGGAUCUCUUCGGUCGUGCAGGUUUGUUCGAGAAGGCUGAGGAGAUGAUUCGAGGAAUGCCGAUGGAACCCGAUGCAGUUAUGUGGAAGGCUGUGGUGGGUGCUUGUAGAAUCCAUAGGAAUCUAGAGUUAGGUGAGAAGGCUGGAUUUAGGCUCAUUAAAGCUGCUCCAGAUGAUCAUGCUGCAUAUGUUCUGCUAUCGAACAUUUUCGCCAUGGCGAAUAACUGGAAUGGAGUUCAUAAGGUGAGGAAAAUGAUGUCAGAGAGAGGAGUAAGGAAGGUGCCUGGCUGCAGCUCUAUUGAAUUAGCUGGGGUGGUUCAUGAAUUCAUAGCUGGAGAUGUUUCUCAUCCAAGGAAGAAGGAAAUAUACGAGAUGCUGGAUGAAAUCGGGGAGCAAUUGAAGCUUGCAGGAUAUGAGCCUGAUAUUACACAGGUGUUACUGGAUAUACAGGAAGAGGAAGUGAAAGAAAGCUCCUUAGCUCUUCACAGUGAGAAGCUUGCAGUAGCCUUUGGACUUAUCAGCACUAAUGCAGGCACCACCAUUAGGGUGGUGAAGAACCUCCGUAUGUGUGGAGAUUGUCAUUCUGCCAUAAAGCUUCUUUCUAAGCUCUAUCAGAGGGAUAUAAUUGUUAGGGAUGCAAAUAGAUUCCAUCACUUCGGGAAAGGAUCCUGUUCUUGCAUGGACUACUGGUAGCCACCAUGAUUGGAAUUACACUAAUUCUUUACCCCCAUUAACUGGAGAGUGUACAGGAGAAUUGGCGGAACAGCUAAUUGAAUUUUUCAACAAUCUUAGAUGAGGCAUAACUUGUGUAGAGCUACAACAAGACAGCAGAGCUAUAAGAUUUGCAAUGAGAUGAUUGAUGUCUUUAUCAUUUCACCAUCUUAUACAUCAUUGGACAUCCAUUCAUGCAAGAUAUUAAAACGAAAAAUUAAAAAUAUAAUCAAAUCAAGAUGAUUUCUCGUUAUCACGAGAUACGAUCGAAAAUGGAUAUAACAGCCAAUGAGAUAAAGCUUGGUUAUGUUUCCCCCACUUAAAAGAAAUUUUCCAAUUCUCAAAGUGCUUAUUACAGAGGAAAAUGGUAAAGGAAAAACAUAAUUCAUUUUCAUUUUCCGUCUGAUUUUGCUUUUAGAUUUUUGGAGAAAAAAUGAAACAUCCACCUUUACAAAAUCUCUAAAAAACUAUCGAUUGAUUUUAUUUUUUUUUUUACUGCCAAAACAAACAAAUGCGAGCCUUUUUUCCUAGCAUGCAAUUCAAGAGGUAAUAUGAUCAAAUUUCAGGUAUAUAUGCAAAUAUAUAGCUGUAUUCAU
This is a messenger RNA of Phoenix dactylifera (date palm), 2852 nucleotides long. RefSeq names its product pentatricopeptide repeat-containing protein At5g48910-like. Gene Ontology annotation, molecular function: RNA binding; zinc ion binding; protein binding. NCBI's taxonomy places the organism in Eukaryota, Viridiplantae, Streptophyta, Magnoliopsida, Arecales, Arecaceae. Gene Ontology annotation, biological process: RNA modification. The record is from RefSeq and is a predicted model, not a curated record.